Molecule: messenger RNA, 639 nt
Organism: Spodoptera litura
Lineage: Eukaryota; Metazoa; Arthropoda; Insecta; Lepidoptera; Noctuidae
Source: RefSeq, a predicted model, not a curated record
UUCAGAUUCCAAAACGUCAAGUGGGUAUUCUUACUAAAUAUGGAUUUCCAGAUGGGUGACGCAGAAUUUCCAUCUGUGGGUUUGGACGAGAUCAUAAGUGAUCUGUCAGAAACAGACAAUGGCACAAUUGACGAUCAACCAACAAAACUGUCUCCCAUAGCCGAGGUGUCUUCAGAGCAGAUAAUGGCCGAGGAGAGUAACAGCGACCCGAAGCUAGAGGUACCGUCCGCCUCGUCCAGCAAGUCCAAAAACAUGUCUGUCAACAGCGAGACAAAGCCGAGCAAAGGCAUCCAGGAGUUCGUAAGGAUUCUGCGGCCUCACCUGCCGAGGAAAUCGAAGAGCAGGGCCUACAAGCUGUUGCAGAACAUCGCCAAGGGGAUCGUGGUGGAGAGUUCAUUCCAGCGGAGGAUUAAGAAGAAGAGAACACGGAAGCUGACGUACCGCAAGCAGACGCGCAACAUCAAGACGAAGUCUCUAAACAGCAUGCGGCGCACGCUGCGCAGCCUAUACGGGUCGUCGGACUCGUGCCACUCCAACGCGUCCUGUCCGCGCUGCGGGUACACGUGCUGCAGGAUCACCAGGUGCUGACUAGCGAAUGUGAGGAAACUACGUCUGCUUUUUUAGUGCUCACAUGUUUUC